Molecule: messenger RNA, 2935 nt
Organism: Tuber melanosporum (Perigord truffle)
Lineage: Eukaryota; Fungi; Ascomycota; Pezizomycetes; Pezizales; Tuberaceae
Exons: 4
Coding region: 431-1765 (444 amino acids)
Biological process (GO): sphingolipid biosynthetic process; inositol phosphoceramide metabolic process
Cellular component (GO): inositol phosphoceramide synthase complex
Molecular function (GO): inositol phosphoceramide synthase activity
Source: RefSeq, a predicted model, not a curated record
GGCUCGGAAAUGGUAAGCUGUUGCUGGGACAAAUUGUGCAACGUAUUUUUGUUGGACCGCUGGGCUGCCCAGCCUCAGGUAAUAUACCUUGUCUGCCCCCAUAGGAUUACCGAGUACUUAGUACUCGCAACCUUCCGCUUCCUUCUUCCUCUUCCCUUUGCAUUCGCCCGUCUCCCACCUUCCCGUGCGCCCUCAAACUCCUAUUCUCGCUUGCGAAGAAAGACCCGUUGAUCUUUCUUCGCUCCCUCCUCUUUCUAACUCUCCCUCAUCUCGUCUACUGACGGAGCGUUGUCUUCUGUGUAAUCAGCUUUCGACCCUUCCUCUCACUAGAAGUUCCUCCUUCCUCCAGGCCGUCGCGGAAGCCUCAUAAACGCGACACUUCGCCCCAAACCUUCCAGGACCUUUCUUUUGGCUCACAGCGCCUCACAACAUGAAGUCGCCCGCAUCAAAAUUGUUUCCGGGAAUGCUGGAUACACAUCCAUCUUUCAAGAAGCAGAGUCUUAUGGGUUGGCCUUCGAUUCCGGGCUUCCACAGGGUUCGAAGGAAGUUUGCAUCUCGGAUGAGGAGUGGACAGUCACCAACCUCGAAUCUCUCGACAUUGCAAACAUCCUACGAUCCUGCGGACACCAUUCGUGCACUCAGGGCUCACCGCUGGAGUUAUUGGGAUGGUCAAUACCUAUUUCUCGUCAUCUUGGGGAUCUUCUGUUUGUCCAUAAUAGAAACGCCGGGUGCGAUCAUCAAAACCUUAAUUUCCACCCUUUUAAUAACCUCUCUUAUCUUGCCCAUCACACGACAAUUCUUCCUGCCAUUUCUACCCGUUGCUGGAUGGCUGGUCUUGUUUUAUGCAUGCAGAUUUAUCCCCUCGGAAUGGCGCCCUCCCAUCUGGGUUCGUGUGCUUCCCGCUCUUGAGAACAUCAUCUACGGUGCCAACCUCAGCAACAUCUUGUCAAAAAACACCAAUGCAUUCUUGGAUGUUCUUGCAUGGCUUCCCUAUGGUGUUAUUCACUUUGGUGCACCACCCGUCUGCUCCGCCAUCAUGUUUAUCUUCGCGGCUCCCGGAACCGUCCCUGUCUUUGCCCGCAGCUUUGGUUACAUGAACAUCAUUGGUGUUGCCAUCCAAUUGAUGUUCCCAUGUUCUCCACCUUGGUAUGAGAACCUUCACGGGUUGGCUCCUGCCAAUUACUCGAUGCCAGGGUCACCGGCGGGUCUUGCUCGUAUUGAUGAGUUGUUUGGCUGGAAUACUUACACCUCCACUUUUACUGCUGCUCCGUUGGUCUUUGGUGCCAUGCCAUCCCUACACGCCGGCUGUGCAACCAUCGAGGCUUUGUUCAUGGGGCAUGUUUUCCCUCGUGGCAAAUGGCUUUUCUACACCUAUAUCCUCUGGAUUUGGUGGGCCACUCUCUACCUCCAACACCACUAUGCUGUGGACCUCAUUGCUGGCAGUUUCCUGGCCACUUGCACCUUUUAUGUUGCCAAAACCAAGUUCCUCGCGAGGCUCCAACCUGACAAGGAAUUCCGAUGGGAUUACGACUUUUUGGAGAUCGGCAAUGGCAACUCGCCCAACUAUGCCUUCGGUAUGUCUGAUUUUAAUGGUGAUUGCCAUUCUGAGGACGAUGAGUGGACAACUGGCUCCUCAUCCUCGGUUUCUUCUGGAUGCCGAAGCCCUGUUGAGGACACGCAAUCUGUGUGGGAAUCUGGCAGUGAGACGCUCGCUAGCCACUCAGAUACCGAGGGUAUUGAUGUGGUUAUCGAUGAUCGUCGAUAGUCGCAGCUAUUCGUUGCACAAUAUCUCAUCCAACAUGAGACUUUACGGUCACCAUCGCAUGGUCUCCCUAAAGCGAGGGUGUUCAGUAACGAGUAUGCACUUGUGAUCAUUGUGAUCAGCACUGGAUCGUGGACAAUUUCGCUUAAUGGUCGGGUGGUUGUUUCUUUUGUUUUUUUCCUUUGUACUUUAUGAUUACGGCGAUCAUGGGACGGUGUUUGAUCUUAUUUACUCUUUUACUCUUUCUUCAUACUCCCCCUUUUUUGGACAGCAUUUAAUGAUUCAACCGUACAUAUACGACAACCAGCAUCGGCAGAUAACAUUGUGGUUUACGACCUGGAGCAUAAAUAAUGGGUUUCAUCUUCACUUCUGUUUUUCUUUCGAAGAGAGGUGUAAUGUGUAUUGUGGGGCGAUGUUGUCUCUUGUGGUUCCUACAGAAGCAAUUGGUCUCUGUUUUAUGAUACCUUUGGCGACAUAUCUUUCUCGGGUCUAAUCUUUUUGCUUGUUUUUCUCGCCCGUUCUCACUGUUGCCUUUUGAUAUGAAGUGUGGUUGCGAGGACUUCAUGCUGGGAAGUUACUAAUGCCUAAUGACGUAGGGGGCUGGUUUUUUGUUCUCUCUGCGCUGCUUCCCUGUUUGGGCUCGAUUUUUCUCCCCUUUUUUUUUCUCCCCCCCUUUUUUUUUUUUGCUGUUUGUCAAUACUCCAGUGGUAGUGGGCUUUGUUCCUGGUGUAAUUUUUCCCCUUGCUUCUUACUUUCGCUUCUUUUUAGGUUUUGGCUAAGGGAGUCUCUUAGACUGGCGUUCAUCUGUUCGUUCGUUAAGUAUCCUGUUACUGGGAUAAAUUGGGCUUGCUGUGAAAGAGGAGGGGUGUGGGAACUUGGUAUAGGGAAUAAUAAAUGGUAUUGCGGGAGGGGGAAGUGGGGCAAUGUAGGGAGGGAGAGGCUGAUUGGCGGUGGUGGUAUCAUAGGUGAAAGGGUUUGGAGAUGGCUUGCUUGGCGAGAAGGAGUUACAGAGUGUACUGUACUCGGGUUAGUCGCUGUGAGUAGUGGUGUAAUCGCUCUCAGCUCUCCUGCUGUUGAUAUGGAAUAUACCUUUGUGCUGCAUGAUGGGAUUGUUGGCGCGAAUAUGGCUAACUUGUUUUUACGAAGAUCUAAUGUUCAUCUAAUAUAAUAUGG